GAAAGUUUCAGCGAUUUUUCCGUGAAGGACUACAAUGCCUAAGAACUUCUGCUUACUGUGUCAUUAGUGGCCUAAUGAGGUAUAUUCAAUCUUCAGUCCCUGAUGACUGAUGUAGUUCCCAGAAACUCUCCAGGAAAAGGAUGAUGUUUGGAUUUUGUUGCAAUUUUCUGGCGGAUCCAUCUAUAAAUAAACCAAGGCCAAUAAAAAGCUCAGUAUUUCAUUAACUUUCCUAAAAAUAAACGUAUGCUAUCAAAGCGGUCUUACUUAUGAGACUAACAGGGUCUUGAAGAGGUAGAAUCGUAAGAUGAGAAAGCCUGAUUCAACUUUGACUUUGGCUCGAGUGUGUUUAAGUGUUAUAGAUCAGUCUUCUGUCUAAAUGGAACUUUUGAAUAUAAAAACUAAUAAAGUAGGUAGGUAUUUUAUAUUCACUAUCUCAAACCUGCGUUAUGCGUUUUGUCUAACACAGAUUCUGUUAGCGUGUUAGUUGGAAUACCUAACUAAUACUAGUAGCAAGUAGACAUAAGUAAGUAAUUCUUUUUCGAAUAUAUAAAAAUCUGUCUAGAUACUAAUCCCCUCAUCAAAAACUGUGGAUAUUCAAAAAGUAUUUGAAUACCUAUGAUACUUAUACGCGUUUAUUUCCCUUCUAAGAAUUAACGGCCUAAAGGAACUGCUUAAAUUAAAAUAAAACAUAAGACGUUCUUGCGCAAAACCGAUUCUCAAAACAGUAAUGAAAUGACAUUCAAUAGACUCACGAGUGUUUUUUUUUUUUCAACGUGUCGCAAACCCGUGUCAAGUUCAAAUACAACAAACUUAUAAUAAUGCAACAACUGGCUUAUUAUAUUAUGACGGUGUUCUAAUAGUGUGCAAACGCAUCUAGACAAAAAGGUAAAAACAUUAUGUAAAGUUUAUUUCUGGAGUGUUUAUGUUUUCUAAGAAAGUGUGGGAGAAUGAUCAUUAAUUUAAGUUCCGCAAAAUUCAACGAAAAAAGUUCAUAAAACACAAAAUUAUAAUGUUACAAAAAUGUUCUUCUAAAUGCAAACAGAUACCUAAACUAUGUGGGAUUAACUAAUUUAGAUAUAACCAGGCCCCAGAGAGACUCGCAUUAUCAAAUAGGAUUUAGAAAGUCAAUUGUUUCGGAUGUUUGCUUUUGGCUCUUGAAUAUUUUUAAUUCUGAAUAUCCACAAUGAAGAUAAAUAAGCAACUUUUGCCCAUCAAGGCCCAUUAUUUCUUCUUCAUGUCAGCCAUGGGACCUAUCUUACCCCAACUCUCAGUCUAUGGCAAAGAAAUGGGCAUUUCAACAGUUAUUAUGGGCACAGUAACUGGUGUAUUACCGUUUGCAUUUCUGAUAACCAAACCACUAUUCGGAAUUGUGGUUGACGUUUAUAGGAAUUACAGGAAAACCAUUUUUAUGAUGCUCAUAUUUUUGAUGACAAUAUCUUUUGCUCUAAUUGCCCUCAUACCGGUACCUAAGACACUUGGCCAUAUUGUUGUAGAAGGACCUGUGCAGGACUAUUUUUUGGACACAUGUAAAUUUAUAGAUUUCACCGAGCUGAAUUGCCAAAACCACACAAAAGCGGUCACAUGCACCUCGGAAUGUUUCGAUCAUCCAGAUGAAUUCUUCAUGACCAGUUGUAGCUCGCAGGGCUUCAUCGACGCCAACAACGGAUCGUUUUUGAAACUUUGCUCACCGGACAAUGAAACUUUUCCCUUUCUGCUGGGAGACAGAAGUUGCGAAAUCAAAUGCAUAGAAAAUAACGAAACCGAUGAUAGCGUACUAUAUCACUCUAUAACAUUUUGGUGCUUUUUGAUAUUGAUGUCCAUUGGAAGUAUCGGUUUCAAUGUCACCAACUCGAUAAGUGAUGCGAUUUGUUUUGAUGUUAUCGGUGAAGAUUACGAUUAUGGCAAGCAAAGAGUAUGGGGCACAAUAGGAUUUGGUACAACAGCCCUAUUAUCUGGCUAUAUUGUUGACUUGUUUUCAGGACAGACGAUUUCUUACAUUCCUGCUAUUAUUGUAAUGGUCAUCUUUUCGAUUUUGGAUUUAAUUUGUUGCUUCAAACUUAAGUUGCCGAUCAUCGAAGCACCUAAAAACAUUAUAAAAGACCUCAAAGAACUCAUGAACGACCGCCAAGUCAUCACCUUCAUGAGUUUCGCAAUAUUAGCUGGAAUCCUAGACGGUUUUCUAAUUUAUUUCCUUUUCUGGUACGUAGAAGACUUGGCUGCUGCCACAGAUACCGGAAAUAUAAAAUUACUUGAAGGGCUCAUUGUGGCAGCCGAAACAUUAGGUGGAGAAGUUUUAUUUUUUUCAAUAUCAGGUAAAAUCCUGGAACGUUUUGGUCACGUUCACUGCUUUAGCAUGUGUUUUGUCAACUAUGCUCUUCGGCUAGCCCUAAUAUCGCUUGCUCCAAACCCAUGGUGGAUAUUACCAGUGGAAUUCAUGUUCCAAGGUCCUACUUAUGCUCUAACUUACACUACUAUAGUGGCUUAUGCUAAUGAGCUAGCACCUCCUGGUGCUUCAGCUACCAUGCAAGGAAUAGCUGCUGGAAUGGACGAUGGAGUUGGUUACGCUAUUGGUAGUAUCCUAGGUGGUGUACUAUACAAGUACAUCAAUGGAAGAAGCGCUUUUCAGGUUUUUAGCGCGCUAGGAGUACUUUGCAGUAUUAUACACUUGGUGCUUCACAAAACGUACUUAAAGAUUGACGAUGCUACGGUCACCCUUAAUGGUGGUAGUCAGGUUAUUUACAAGUCGCCUGAAGAAGCUGUGAAGGAUACUUUGAGCGUCUGAGUGCCAGUAUCUGGCAUUGUUUAAAAAAAAGACUGACUUAUGUUAUAUGUAUACCUAUUUAUAUGAAUAUAAUUUAGUUUAAAAUUG
This is a messenger RNA of Ceutorhynchus assimilis (cabbage seed weevil), 2869 nucleotides long. Lineage: Eukaryota; Metazoa; Arthropoda; Insecta; Coleoptera; Curculionidae. The record is from the annotation of a GenBank genome assembly.